UGGACCAAUCAGCAUCGAGCACGGAAUCCUGUGAAGAGCGGUAGUGUUCCGUUGUCAAAUCUGUGGUUGAAAAUUAGUUUGGUUGACGUCCAGUGUGACAGAGAGUGCAAGUGAGAGGCGACUGCAUACUCGAGCUGUCUAAAUAGCGUACAGUGAAGUGUGCGGGUGCAAUGGUUUCACAAGGACCAAGCAGUCCGGGCUGGAGCAACAAGAGCGCUUUUGAAACGGAUCUCGCUCUCGACGAGUCUCAGAAAUGGAUUGAGGAUGUGACGGGGCAGAAGUUUCAGUCUUCGAAAUUCCAGACUUCGCUGCAGGAUGGCGUCUUGCUCUGCAAACUCAUCAACAAUAUCCAACCGGGACUCGUGAGAAAGAUUCAUCGCACGCCGGGAACGAUGUUUUACGUGGAGAAUCUGACGUUCUUCUUGGAGGGAUGUAAAAAGCUGGGCUUGAAGGGAUCUCAGUUGUUUGAUGUUGUUGGUCUUCAAGAUGUUCCCAGAUCUAGGACAGCAAAGGGAGGGUCUAUUCGAGGUGAUCAUGAGAGAACUCUUCGUGAUGUUUGCAUCACUAUUUAUUGGUUGGGAAAGGCUGCAAAGAAAGUCAAGGGAUACGAAGGUCCACAUCUGGAUGAAAGCAAAUUUCAAGAACUCAUUGUGGCUCGUCCAAUGAAAGGAGAGGCUCAAAAGCCAGUGAAAGGCUUUAGAAAGCCAGGUGACAUGGAAGACGGCAGUGAGGUUCAAAGAGAACAACAGGAGAAGGUAUUCCCUCCUGUUGCCAAUGGAAGUGGUCCCAUAAAGGAUUCACAUGCUGUGGAAUACCUUGUUAAUCCAGUCAGUGAUCAAGUGACACUAAGAGACAAUAGUAAAGGAACUAGAACAAGGCCAAUGUCAGAGAUUACAGACCGAAAACUGGUGAUGGGAUCAAAUCAAGAACAAGAACCUCAUGAUGAUGAUAAUUUAGGACAGACCAGACGAAGACGAUACACAGAUGGAGGAAAGCCAGGAGCAGAGGUGUUUAGAGACACAGUUGUGACUAUUGACACUCCUCCAGGUGAUGACAGAUUUGGAUUCUUUGUUGUUGGUGGAAAAGAUGAAGGCUCCCAGUGUCAAGUUGAAGAAGUCCAUCCUGGUAGUCCAGCUGAUCUGGCUGGUCUCAAGGCUGGUGAUUAUCUUGUUUGGGUGAAUGGACAAUCUGUUUUGAAUGCCACUCACAGCGAUGUUGGGUCUCUCAUUCAGGAGUGUGUACCUCAAAAAAGCAUUACUGUUGGUGUGAGAAGAUCAGUUCCAAGAAAAGUUGGUAGUGACCAGCAUCAGGAUAAUACAGUGUCUAAGUCUGACAUUCCGGUUUAUUCUGUGGCCGUGAAGGCAGAAGCUGCAACGAUGUUGGAGUCUUCUGCAUCUGCAGCUGGCUUAGUUGAGCCAGUAGGAAUCCAAGACUCAAUUAGAUCUACACAAUACGUUGAUAACAUAGAUAUGUCUCCUACUCCUAUGUCUCCUACUCCUUUGUCUCCUCCACCAGUGUCUACUCUGCCGAUGUCUCCACCAUCAGGAGAUGAGAAGAGGUCACGUAAAGCAAGAUACAAGACAUCCCGAUCACUGGAAGUACACUACCAAACAAAGAAACGCACUCGGACGGAAGUAAUCACUCAAGAGGAGGAGGAGGAAGUGCCUGCAUCGCUCCAGUCAGGCCGUAGCAAAAGAACUGUGUAUAUUACUCGUGCAACACUUGUUAGACAUUUUGAGACAAUAACACAUCCUAAAAGAGAGAUUGCAUGGCUGACAUUACAUGCUGGAGGGCUGUUUGCUGGAAUUUCUGUCAAGCCUGUUUCCACACCUCAGACAGCAAAACCUCUUGUGGAAGAAAUGGUAAAGCAACCUGCUUUAUUGCCAUCUGAGAAUGCAGGAAUUGAAGAUGAAAUCGUCAUUGACAGUGCACCACUUGUGAUGCAUGAAUUAGUUACAGCAAAAGUUGAUUUUAAUGGAAGACCAGAACAACGUGAGGUACCAGAAGUGAGUGAGCCUGUUGAUGUUGCACCUAUUACAAUUGUAGAAGCAGCUGCAGUUGUAGAAGCAGCUCCAGUUGUAGAAGCAGCUCCAGUUGUAGAAGCAGCUCCAGUUGUAGAAGCAGCUCCAGUUGUAGAGUCAACUCCCAUGGAAAUGGAAAUCUCUGACAAGGACUUGGUAUCAAUGCAGACAGUUCCAGAAGAUGAAAACAAUGUUGAAAUGCUUAGGAAGCGUCCCAGAUUAGGUAGUGCUAAUGGUGAUGGUGAGCAAGAAAAUGCAAAGAAAGAAUGCACUGAUGGAGAUUCUGAUGAAGAUCAGGUUGUACCUGUAGCUAUGAUGCUGGGUCCACCCAAGAUAAAUCGUCUUGGUCCUGCAGCUCCAGUUGAAUUAAAGCAACUAUCAGUGGUAAAUAGUGAACUAGAAUUUGAUGAUCAUUUGGGAAAUGAACUUCAAACGCAACCUGAAGAAAGCCUCAUCUCUAUGACAAUGGUAAAGCCAGAUUCGGGUACUGAGUGGUUGCAAGGUUCAGAUAUCUUUUACGGAUUAAGAACGACAACAGCAAGUGAUGAAGAUGAGCCUGUUUGUUCUACAGUUCCAGUGGAACAGGAGGAAGCAGUUGUUGCAGUAGAUGGUCUUGUGAUGGCAAAAGGCUCUUCUGGGAUUAGUUUUGAUGCAAGCAAGCCACUGCAGUCUCCAGAGCAAGUGGAAAUAGAAUUGCAACCAGUUGUUGAGUCAUCAGCUAUGGAUUGGGAUGAUCUGUUUUCACCACUGUCUACUGAGACGAAAGGUCUUGGGAGUAAUGAAGUUACAAGACCAAAGACACUUGAUGUCUCUUCAUAUCCAGAUAGACCAAAACGCAUAUCGUUGACUGCGGAAGAAAAGGCAGAAUCAAAGAAGAAGAUGGAAGCAAUCUGGGCUAUAGCGGCGAGCAGUGAUGAUGAGGAUAGAGAUAGAAGCAGACGGUCCCAAUCUCCAGCAAGGUCGGUUUCAGAAUCAGAAGCUGAAGGUAUGAAAAAGAUGGCUCUCUUUAGGCCGGCUGCUCGUCUCAAUUCAUGGGAAGAAGAGACUGAAGGGAAAGAAAGUCAUAUGACAACAGUUGAGGGCAUGGACCAUCUAUUGGCCGCUCUUUCCAGCAUUAAGACAAAGUAUGGAAAUGAGGUAGCUGGCAAUGAGGGAUUUGACUUCUUGGAAGAAAUGAUCACUGGUUCAGAGUUUAGAAAUGCAUUAGAAGUUCACUAUAGAUUAAAGGCUAUGGGCGGUGAUGAUGCUCCUUUGCCGGUCGGAACUGAUCUAUCACCUUGUGCUAAGCAGACUAAAGCGUCAUUGAAUUCGUCGGACGGUGAUGACAUGAAUGAGCUCAAAGGCCUUCUGAAGAACCCAUACUUCCAGGGUGUGUGUUUUGCUCAUGAUAAAGUAGCAUCUCAAGACUUCACUCGACCUACUUCAAACCCAAAGGAUGAAACUGCAGCUGCUUUGUUAGUCCUACCUCCUGUUGCUGAUGCAGAUGAAACGCGGGUGGUGGAGAAUCCUGUGAAAUCAGGAAAACCACAUGGUGGUGAUGCCAUUUCUCCACUUGAAGAAUCAGUGCUCAAAGAACCACUGAAAGUAGUGCGUGUUGACAGACAAGGAAAUGAUCCAGUGGGAGUAACAGUUCUUGUGGAUGAAGAAGAUAAACGAGUGUUUGUGGCUCGAGUGCUUGCUGGAGGAGUGGCUGUAAGUCAAGGUGAGAUAAAGGAAGGGGAUGAAAUUUUGAAAAUAAAUGGUUUCCCAGUUGCUGGCAAAUCAGUUGAUGAUGUGGCCGACAUGAUGAGGUCUACAAGUGGACCUGUUGAUUUUACAAUUAAAUCAACGGAUGCUGCAGAAGGACCAAACCUAUCUACUCAGAUUUUUGUGAAGGCUCAGUUUGAUUAUGCUCCAAACGAUGACUCUUACAAUCCAUGUCCUGAGAUUGGUCUGUCUUUUCAUGUUGGAGACAUUCUUUGUGUGCUAAAUCAAAGUGAUCCCAACUGGUGGCAAGCUGUGAAAGUGGAUGAGGGAAACCAAUUAGCUGGUCUUAUUCCCAGUAAACAGUUGCAGGAAAGUCUUAGUGCAAUGAAACCAAAAACAGCUGAUGGUGAUGAUGCAAGGAAACAAAAGAAGAAGAAACUUCGUUGGAAGAAGAAACGAAAGCACAUUUAUAGAGUUGAAGAAUCAGGAGACUAUGGUGUUGAUGAAAUUCUUUCAUAUGAAGAAGUUGUAAAAGUUGAUCCUGAUCCCAACUAUAAGCGGCCAAUUGUUCUUAUCGGUCCUCUUGGUGUUGGCCGACGGGCUGUUAUUGAGAAGCUGAUAGUAGAUUACUCUGAUAGGUUUGCUGCACCUGUUCCGGACACGUCUCGGCUUAUCAAACCUGGUGAAGAGGAUGGAGUCGAUUACAACUUUAUUGAUCAGCGCAACAUGCAGAUUGGCAUUCGUGAAAAUCGUUAUGUUGAGUCUGGUGUGAGCGAUGGCAAGUGGUAUGGAACCAGUAUGAAAGCUAUUCGAGACAUUGGAGAGUCAGGGAAGGUUGCAGUUGUACUACUAUUUUCCAAAGCCCUUAAAAUUCUCAAGUCAUCAGAUUUAAAACCUUACGUUGUUUAUAUGAAGCCAACCGCCUCUGUGGCAUUCAGUCCUAGUAAGGCUCAUACAAAUGGCACAACAUCAGGUUACGACAAGAAAGAAAACACAGAAGGAGAUAUGAUGGAACAAGCAAAACAUAUUGAGACUUACUACCGUCAUUACUUUGAUGCCACUCUAGAAGUUGGAGAUAUUCAACAGGUUGCUGAAGAGCUGAUUCGAAUUGCUGAUCGCUUGGAAAGCGAACCACAAUGGGUAUAUGCUAAAUGAGUUGGAUAGAUCGAUGCAGAGCAUGCACAUACUUAGCAACGCAUAUUAUUGUUAGUGUUAAUUUUUUUGUGGAUUUUCCAUUUGCAAUUAUUGCAUGGAAUACUAUAGCUUUUUAGGGUUGUCUUAUUUUGAUAGACGUGGUCAACUCUCUUGUAGUGUGCACAAUAUCUAACUUCGGAUGGUUGUCUAAUUAAUUAAUGCUAUUGUUGUAAGUUGCA
Messenger RNA from Corticium candelabrum, 5080 nucleotides. RefSeq lists its product as uncharacterized. The transcript has 23 exons. Gene Ontology annotation, molecular function: protein binding. Lineage: Eukaryota; Metazoa; Porifera; Homoscleromorpha; Homosclerophorida; Plakinidae. Bases 171 to 4862 code for a protein of 1563 amino acids. Gene Ontology annotation, cellular component: cell-cell junction; plasma membrane. The record is from RefSeq and is a predicted model, not a curated record.